This is a messenger RNA of Penicillium crustosum, 1980 nucleotides long. RefSeq lists its product as uncharacterized. The coding region runs from base 1 to 1980 and encodes 659 amino acids. Gene Ontology annotation, biological process: phosphatidylcholine biosynthetic process; phosphatidylethanolamine biosynthetic process. Gene Ontology annotation, molecular function: choline kinase activity; ethanolamine kinase activity. The record is from RefSeq and is a predicted model, not a curated record. The transcript has 5 exons. Lineage: Eukaryota; Fungi; Ascomycota; Eurotiomycetes; Eurotiales; Aspergillaceae. Gene Ontology annotation, cellular component: cytoplasm.
AUGCCUUCUCUAGAGGAUCACUCGGGUCUCAAGCAUCGCGAGGACCAAGAGCAAUCCACCAGACCAGAAGAAGAUACACAGCAGGCUCUAUUCCACCAAGUAUACGAAUGGCUUCACCAUGAGAAAACCAGACGACAGAAUCGUAAAGCACGGAAAGCCGAAGCAACUCCCCAUGCAACAAACGAAGGCCAAUCAGCCGAAGAAGAUGGUGUUUUAGGAAGACGCAGCUCGGACACCUCGAACACCUCGGAAAGCACUUUUUCCCUGGAUAAACUGGAAAAAAUCCUCCUCCAAUAUGCGACUACCCGACCUAGAAGUUCAAUGGGUUUGCCCCACAAACAACCUGUCAAACGGCAAUCUAAGCAUCGCCUUACCGGCCUACGACGAGGCUCGGCAUCCGAGUCUGAACUCACAGAUGCCGACGGGGCCCCUCCAGGCGUGGAAGCAUUCCUUGACAAUACAAAGACGCUUGCCUACACCGGUGGCGCUGCAGUAGAAGAAAUCGCCGACUCCAGUGCGAGUGUGAAACAAGCAAAGGAUGCCGAGGCCUGGGUUGUUUUCAAGUCCGAGAUCGUGCGUAUUGUACAUACCCUGCAGCUGAAGGGCUGGCGCAGAGUUCCCGCAGAUCUGGCGCCAGAUAUUGAAGUGGUCAGGCUCAGCGGUGCUCUCACGAACGCUGUGAAGCCCCCACCGAAGCUUCUCUUGCGUAUCUAUGGUCCUCAAGUCGAUCAUCUAAUCGACCGAGAGAACGAGCUGCAAAUUCUUCGUCGCCUCGGAAAGAAGAACAUUGGCCCACGCAUUCUUGGAACUUUCCUCAAUGGCCGGUUCGAAGAAUACUUUGAGGCUCGCCCACUCACCCCCAAGGAGCUGCGGAUGCCUGAAACGGCGAGACAGGUUGCCAAGCGGAUGAGAGAAUUGCAUGAUGGCGUUGAACUUCUUGAAGAAGAACGCGAAGGUGGACCUAUGAUCUUCAAGAACUGGGAUAAAUGGGUGGACCGUUGCGAACAAGUGACGACCUGGCUGGAUAAAGAAAUCCAAUCUCCUCAAAACGAGGCUAAAGCUGCACUGGAACCAUGGCGUCGCCGCGGCUAUGUCUGCGGCGUAACAUGGGACGUGUUCCGCAAAGCCGUGGAUAACUACCGGCGUUGGUUGGUUGCCAGCUCUGGUGGAACUGCCGAGAUCAAGCGACAGCUAGUAUUUGCACACAAUGAUACUCAAUAUGGCAAUCUACUUCGCAUGGAGCCAGCCACGGAGUCACCGCUGCUUUUGCCUGCAAAUGAACACAAACAGCUGAUUGUCAUCGACUUUGAGUACUCUUCUGCCAAUACACGUGGACUUGAGUUCGCCAACCACUUUACCGAGUGGUGCUACAACUACCACGACGAAGAGCGCUCAUGGGCUUGCAACAACCGCAACUACCCGACAUCGGAACAGCAGUACAAUUUCGUGUCAACAUACCUUACCCACCGACCUUCUAGCGCCGGCGGACCUAUUUCACCUCUGUCCUCGCCAACUAUUCGCGCUCGCGCCCCUGUUGCGGUUGCACCAUUGGACCUGGACGAUGUCUCAGAAAGGCCCAGCUCACGGCUUUCGCAAAAUGAGCAGUCUAAGGAGGCUGAACUUGACGCAGAGGUGCGACUCCUCAUGCAGCAGACCCGGAUGUGGCGGGCGAUGAACUCCGCGCAGUGGGUAGCUUGGGGUAUUGUCCAGGCCAAGGUGCCUGGCAUGGAAGAAGGUAUUGCUGAGAUGCUUGCUGCUCGCAACGGGCCAAGCGAAAACGGCAACGACGAUGACACCAAGACGCCGCCUGUCGAUGCUGAUGUCGGCGAAGAAGAUGACGGUGACUUUGACUACCUAGCCUACGCGCAGGACCGAGUCAUGUUCUUCUGGGGCGAUCUGCUGUCACUGAACUUGAUCAAAGCAGAGGAACUGCCUGCGCCUCUAUUGGAGCACAUCAAGUCGCGACUUGUCACAUACUAA